UAAAGUGCACGUUUAUUUCUCAUAAUGCGAUCUCCAAUGUCACGUGACCUAUAAAAGAAACAGCCCCAAAAUUUCUUCUGCUUUAACCACUUGCUGAACCCGAAAUUUCUCCGUGUUUCUCACCCUCCAAACAGCACUGAAAAGAGAAAAAAACAUUAGAAAAAAAGAUUGUAAAAUGAGAAAAGGAGGGCCAAGAAGGGACGGGAACUACACAAAUCCAUGUUUGACGAUGCACCAGCCAUGGGCUUCAUUGUUAGUUCAUGGGAUCAAACGAAUUGAAGGCAGGUCUUGGCCUGCUCCAAUCAGAGGCCGCCUUUGGAUACAUGCUGCCGGUAAAGUCCCAGAUGAAGCUACAAUUAAAGCAAUGGAGGAUUUCUAUAGGGAAAUUUAUGCAGUGAAUGGAAUUACUGAUCUUAAGUUUCCAGAACAUUACCCUGUUUCAAGACUGCUAGGGUGUGUUGAAGUGGUUGGCUGUUUGAGAUGUGAAGAAUUAGGUCAAUGGGAGGUGCUACCUGAAGGGGUUAGGCUAGAAGGACAAACGGAUUUUUGCUGGCUCUGUGAACAACCAAAGAAAUUAUUAAUCCCAUUUGAGAUGCGAGGGUUCCAACGCGUUUAUAAUUUGGAAAAGAAGAUAUAUGAGGCUGCUGUUAGAGGUCUUGUCCCGGUUGAAGGUCCAGCACCAGUAAAAUUUCCGCUACCAAAUCUGAGAGAUCCCUUUUUCCUUAAGCCAGGAUCCAUUUUUGUGUCCUUUCCUGAUUCAAAAGCAUCUGCUGUUGAGAAAUCAUCUAGUCUCAGUGCAGCGAUAGCUGGUGCACGAGCAGCAGCUACGCAGUUUUCAAAGGACCCAAAUCUUCAUAAAAGUACCAUCCAGAAGAGUACACCUGUUUCAACAUCAAGUAAGUACGACAUACUUGUAGAAGACAAUGGAAUGCCUGAUAGUAACUUAAAUGACGAAUAUAAAGCAAAUUCAGCCUCCAAUCCAUGCGGCUACUUUGAGGAAGAGAGAAGCUGUAGUCACAGUCAAUCUCCUGCAUAUCUGAAACAGCAUCCUGGUGCCCCUUCCAAGAUUUUUGCUGCCGCAUUAAGGGGGCUGAAGCCAUCAUGAAUAUCAACUGAUUUUUAGGGCAACGAGCUUGUAUAUAUAACCACACUUGGGUGGCGUAAUGAUUUCUGUAGAAAUCCAAGUAUAGCUCUUGAAGCAGGCAAACAGGGGUGGAUUGCUUUUUCUUUCCCUUUCUCAUAUUCUUCUCCGUCUGUAUCAAUAACUAAAUUCUCCAUGGAUGUCUUGUUCUAGGGCCUUGAUAAUGAUAAUUGUUGUACUAAAAAUAAUAUAUGUGCUGAAUUUUCCUGGAUUAUUGUAAUUUAUAAAACUCUGAUCAAGUCCAUGGAAAUAGAAUGUCUGAGAUCCAUAUGUGGGUGUUUUAGCCUGCUUGAUGAAGUUCAAUUUUGAUA
Molecule: messenger RNA, 1452 nt
Organism: Theobroma umbraticum
Lineage: Eukaryota; Viridiplantae; Streptophyta; Magnoliopsida; Malvales; Malvaceae
Product: RNA-binding ASCH domain protein
Source: RefSeq, a predicted model, not a curated record